Messenger RNA from Marmota flaviventris (yellow-bellied marmot), 670 nucleotides. It is a transcript of the gene Tm4sf4, whose product is annotated as transmembrane 4 L six family member 4. The record is from RefSeq and is a predicted model, not a curated record. NCBI's taxonomy places the organism in Eukaryota, Metazoa, Chordata, Mammalia, Rodentia, Sciuridae. Gene Ontology annotation, cellular component: membrane.
AUGUGUACUGGGAGCUGUGCCAAGUGCUUGGGGGGCAGCCUCAUUCCCCUGGCUCUGUUUGGCUUUCUGGCUAAUGUCCUGCUGUUCUUCCCUGGAGGAAAAGUGAUAGAGGACAACAACAAUCUUUCUGCGGAGAUCUGGUAUUUUGGAGGAAUACUGGGAAGCGGGGUCUUGAUGAUCUUCCCUGCGCUGGUGUUCCUGGGCCUCAAGAACAAUGACUGCUGCGGCUGCUGCGGCAACGCGGGCUGCGGGAAGCGCUUCGCAAUGUUCACCUCGACCAUAUUUGCUGUGAUUGGAUUCUUGGGUGCUGGCUACUCGUUUGUCAUCUCAGCCAUCUCGAUCAACAAGGGUCCUAACUGUCUCAUGUCCAAUAACACGUGGGGCUACCCCUUCCACGACGGGGAUUAUCUCAGUGACCAAGCCCUGUGGAGCAAGUGCCUGCAGCCUGACAAUGUGGUCUCCUGGAAUCUGACCCUCUUCUCCAUCCUGCUGGUGAUCGGAGGAAUCCAGAUGAUUCUCUGUGCUAUCCAGGCGAUCAACGGCCUCCUGGGGACACUCUGUGGAGACUGUCAGUGCUGCGGUGGGGGAGAUGGACCAGUUUAGCAGGCCUGAGAGCACUGCGCACCCUGCAGCAGGUGGACGAUCCUCCGUUAGCCUCCUCUUCCCUGCG